This is a messenger RNA of Microdochium trichocladiopsis, 2879 nucleotides long. RefSeq names its product DNA repair helicase. Lineage: Eukaryota; Fungi; Ascomycota; Sordariomycetes; Xylariales; Microdochiaceae. The transcript is spliced from 2 exons. Gene Ontology annotation, cellular component: nucleus. Gene Ontology annotation, molecular function: damaged DNA binding; ATP binding; DNA helicase activity. The coding region runs from base 240 to 2642 and encodes 800 amino acids. The record is from RefSeq and is a predicted model, not a curated record. Gene Ontology annotation, biological process: positive regulation of mitotic recombination; nucleotide-excision repair; transcription by RNA polymerase II.
CGUCAUGAAGCACGGUUAAAACAAUGCUUAUGAACCGCGAAGCCCCUUGCUGCUCUGCAGGAGUUUACGCAGACAAUCACUCGGUACGACUCUGCCUCCACAUGACCUGCCACUGCAUGGGCAUCGCAGUAGACGGCACCAGGUAGCGAGGUUGAGAUCCACGUGUCGGGGCAGAUCGACAUCUACACGCCUCACAACCUCGUCACUUGGCAGCCUCUGGCCGCCUGCAAGCAAUCACCAUGAAGUUCUUCAUAGAUGAUCUUCCUGUGCUCUUUCCUUAUCCGCGGAUUUAUCCCGAGCAGUAUGCCUACAUGUGUGAUCUCAAGCAGACCCUCGAUGCAGGCGGGCACUGCGUCCUGGAGAUGCCUUCGGGAACCGGAAAGACAGUCUCGCUCCUGUCACUCAUUGUGGCGUAUCAGCAGCACUACCCAGAGCACAGGAAGCUUAUCUACUGCUCCAGAACCAUGUCCGAAAUCGAGAAGGCUCUUGCCGAACUCAGGGAGCUCGUAAAGUUCCGCGCAAAGGAACUUGGCCGGACCGAGGAGUUUCGUGGACUUGGUCUGACAAGUCGCAAGAACCUCUGCCUUCAUCCAUCGGUCAAGAGGGAGAAGAGCGGAUCUGUUGUUGAUGCGCGAUGUCGGAGCCUCACGGCUGGCUUCGUCAAGGAAAAGAAGGAAAAGGGCGAGAACGUCGAAGUGUGUGUCUACCAUGACAAUCUGGACCUCUUAGAACCCCACAACCUCAUCCCUAACGGGGUAUGGACAUUUGAUGAUCUGCUCAAGUAUGGCGAGAGUCACAAGCAAUGCCCGUACUUCACGGCACGGAGAAUGAUGCAAUACUGCAAUGUAAUCAUUUACUCGUACCACUAUCUCCUCGAUCCUAAGAUCGCCGAGCGGGUAUCGAAAGACUUCUCGAAAGACUGCAUCGUAGUCUUUGAUGAGGCUCACAACAUCGACAACGUCUGUAUCGAGUCUCUUAGCACAGAUAUCACAGAGGACUCGCUCCGGAAAGCCACCAAAGGUGCACAGAACUUGGAUCGAAAGAUCCGAGAGAUGAAGGAGACCGACCGAGAACAGCUCGAGAACGAGUAUCAGAAACUUGUAGAGGGCCUCCGCGAUGCAAGCGAUGCUCGGCAAGAAGAUGCUUUCAUGGCUAAUCCAGCACUGCCAGAUGACCUGCUCAAAGAAGCCGUUCCAGGGAAUAUCCGCAGAGCUGAGCACUUUACAAGCUUCCUCACACGCUUCAUAGAGUACCUCAAGACGCGCAUGAAAGUCCGACAGGUCAUUUCAGAGACUCCGCCAUCCUUUCUUGCGCAUCUGAAAGAGCACACCUUCAUUGAAAAGAAGCCCUUGAGAUUCUGCGCGGAGCGACUGACGUCGCUUGUCCGAACUCUAGAGCUAACAAACAUAGAAGACUAUCAGCCUCUGCAGGAGGUUGCAACGUUCGCAACACUUGUCGCAACUUACGAGAAAGGCUUCCUGCUCAUUCUCGAACCAUUCGAGUCAGACACUGCAGAAGUUCCCAAUCCCGUUCUGCACUUCACUUGUCUCGAUGCGGCAAUCGCCAUCAAACCCGUGUUUGACCGCUUCAGCUCGGUCAUCAUUACCUCCGGCACUCUGUCUCCGCUCGAGAUGUAUCCGAAGAUGCUAGGAUUCUCGACAGUGGUGCAGGAGUCUUACACCAUGACUCUGGCUAGAAGAUCUUUUCUCCCUAUGAUCGUCACCCGAGGGAGUGACCAAGCCAACAUCUCGACCAGUUUUCAAGUCAGAAAUGAGCCAAGUGUGGUUCGCAACUACGGCAACUUGUUGACCGAGUUUGCGCGUGUCACCCCUGAUGGCAUGGUCGUCUUUUUCCCAUCGUACCUUUACAUGGAGUCAAUCAUCAGCAUGUGGCAGGGCAUGGGCAUUCUAGACGAGGUCUGGCAGUACAAGCUCAUCCUCGUUGAGACGCCUGACGCGCAAGAGACAUCUCUCGCGCUUGAGACGUACCGCACCGCCUGCUGCAAUGGCCGAGGUGCCAUCCUGCUGUGUGUUGCGCGUGGCAAGGUCUCUGAAGGCAUAGAUUUCGAUCACCAGUACGGUCGGACGGUUCUUUGCAUAGGCGUGCCAUUCCAGUACACGGAGUCACGGAUCCUGAAGGCUCGCCUCGAGUUCUUGCGCGAGACAUAUCGCAUUCGGGAGAACGACUUCCUUUCGUUCGACGCAAUGCGUCAUGCAGCGCAGUGCCUGGGUCGUGUACUGCGUGGCAAGGACGACUACGGAAUCAUGGUACUUGCCGAUAGACGAUUCCAGAAGAAGAAGACGCAGCUCCCCAAGUGGAUCGCACAAGCCAUGCAAGAGGUUGACGGUAAUCUCAGCACGGACAUGGCAAUAAUCGCAGCCAAGCGUUUCUUGCGAGACAUGGCUCGUCCUGUGCGUGCAAAGGACCAGGAGGGCAUCAGUACAUGGAGUCUGGACGACCUGCGUGCACAUCAGAAGAAGCUCGACGAGGAGCGCAUCCGCGAACUGCAGGACGGGAUGGUCCGCGAGGAUGCCAUGAUGGAGGCGUUGCGCAGGGCACAGGAGAAUCAGCCGUAUGAUAUGGACUACGAUAUGGACGACGACGAACUCGAGGAGGGCAUGAUGGAAUUGGAUGGCCACUAGUUGCAUGCACAGUUUGGACAAAGCCGGCCACAAAUGGGUAAGCUGUAUUGUGAGCACAAGUGUGUGUCGAUAGAAUGCAUGGCCUCGCCAUCUCAGAGUCUCUUCUGUCACACCUCUCGAGCACGACAUUAUUCUCCUAUGGUGAACCGACGAGCUAGGCAGCUAUGCUACAAAUGAGCAAGAUGAGACCUGCGUGCACCUUGUGAAACUUGAGGAUAGUUGAGAUGGAGCCGGAAU